Molecule: messenger RNA, 114 nt
Organism: Zingiber officinale
Lineage: Eukaryota; Viridiplantae; Streptophyta; Magnoliopsida; Zingiberales; Zingiberaceae
Source: the annotation of a RefSeq genome assembly
AUGAAAAUAAGGGCUUCCGUUCGUAAAAUUUGUGAAAAAUGCCGACUGAUCCGUCGGCGCGGACGAAUUAUAGUGAUUUGUUCCAAUCCGAGACAUAAACAGAGACAAGGAUAA